Molecule: messenger RNA, 1940 nt
Organism: Triticum dicoccoides
Lineage: Eukaryota; Viridiplantae; Streptophyta; Magnoliopsida; Poales; Poaceae
Product: ankyrin repeat, PH and SEC7 domain containing protein secG-like
Exons: 12
Coding region: 151-1371 (406 amino acids)
Molecular function (GO): protein binding
Source: RefSeq, a predicted model, not a curated record
GCCCGUGAGGGGAAGUCGCGGAACGCACGGGAAAACGACGAGAGACGAGGCUGCCCGCCGCCGGCGUGGCCUCUUCCGGCAAGCGACACCGAGGCGGCGACGGCGGCGCGAGCUCGGCGGCGAUAGUAGCGCUGUGACGAACCAUCUCCAAUGUCCAUCCCCUCUUCCUCCCGUCCGCUGGAGGGUUGCCACGCCAAAAUCCACUUGAGGCAGCUCGACGGUGGUCGCGGCCACCUCGCGGAGGCGGUGCAAGCUGUCCAGCAUCACGGUGCUGAGGCACUGCACUUCGCCGCCUGGUGCAAGAAGGUGGAAGUGUGCGAGUACCUGGUUGAGGAUGUCCAGGUGGAUGUGGAUGCCGUUGACCAAGCAGGUAAAACACCUCUGGUUUGGGCAAUCACUGCUGAUAAAAGUGGGUACGUGAAUAUUUUCAGGUAUCUUCUUGAUCAUGGUGCCAAUCCAGAUAAUGUCGACAUAAUAGGGUUUACUCCUCUCCAUGAGGCCGCCAAAAUAGGGCAUUGUGAAAUAAUAGAACUCUUGCUCUCUAGAGGUGCUUAUGUCGAUCCAUUUUCUACGGAUCAUGGAACCCCGUUGCAUGUCGCUGCUCAACAUAAGCAGGAUGCAGCCAUGAAGAUUUUGUUGGAUCACCAUACAGAUUGUAACAAGAUACUAGGAUGUUUCUUGUCACCUCUCAAGAUCGCUAUCGAGAGUCACUCAGUGAAAUGUGUGAAACUACUGGUAAAGGCUGAUGCGGAUGUGAAGGGCAUCCGUAAUGUGACCCCCUUGCUUGCUGCUGCAAGACAUGACCUAACUGACGCCCUUAAGUGCCUACUGGAUGCUGGGGCAGAUCCCAAUGUUAAAGAUGAAUUUGGUCACUUGCCAAUACAUUUGGCGGCAUAUUUUGGUACACGCAAAGCCGCCGAGAUCCUAUAUGAAGUUACUUCUUCUCGUAUUCCAGCUAUAGAUGAUUUGAGCGUUGAUGGAAUAAUUAGUCAUGUUAAGGCAGAGCGAAAGUUCGAGGAUCUCCCUUUAUCUAAAAUGUCAGUAGCUGAGUUGAAAGAAGAAGGAGACAAAGCUUGGCAUAAAGAUGAUUACAAUGCGGCAUUAGAAUUCUACAAUGCGGCCAUGAUGCUUGACCUUGAAAAUCUUGAUGCAAUCCUGAUUGGCAAUAGGGGGUAUUGCCGGCUUCUACUGGGUAGAGACGGUGCUUUAAAUGAUGCCCAUAUGUGCAGGAAAAUGCGGCCUGAGUGCGCAGACUCAUGCUGGCUGGAAGGCUACUCAUAUUUGCAAGUAAAGGAGUACGAAAAAGCAUGUGAUUCAUUUCUUGAUGGUCUCAAAUUGAAGCCAGGAUUUGUUGGAAUCGAGAGGCAUUAAGGGAAGCUUUGAGAUUGUUGACAGAAUCUGACGCCAACAAGAAGAAUGGAUCUGAAGGACCUGCUGUAGUAUAUCGCCCCGUAUAUUUGUACCAUUGAAGAGAGCAAUUUGGCUAGUAUUUGGUCGUCUUAAACUCUUUGGCAAAUCGUCCGUUGCGCUCUGAAGAACGUGAUGCCUGCUACUGUGUAAGUAGACGGUGCUCGAACCAUGGAACACAUAUGAUGCCCUGAUUAACUGUACGUAGGUCUUUUGGCGCCGGCAGACACAGCCCUGAAUUAGGCCACGCACACUCAUAGCGAAUUGCUACAAAUUGUUGUAGCCAUGUGAUUGAUGGCACUCUGGCUCUGGGGUGAUGAUUCAGCUAGGUGAGGGUAUCAGUAGCUUUGUAGGUCAUCACACCAUACUGGUUGGUGCAUGCAGAGUUUAUUUCCUAUGACAUUUAUGUUCCUGGCCUUAGUUAGCGCCCACCCGUGGGUUUACCGAAAAAGGCUUUCGCCCCUUUUUAUAUAUAAAGCAAACCACAAGGCACAAGGUCCAACAAAAGUUCACAACACACACACGCACGCAAC